Molecule: messenger RNA, 4534 nt
Organism: Pogoniulus pusillus (Red-fronted tinkerbird)
Lineage: Eukaryota; Metazoa; Chordata; Aves; Piciformes; Lybiidae
Gene: DIPK1A
Product: divergent protein kinase domain 1A
Exons: 6
Coding region: 1394-2620 (408 amino acids)
Source: RefSeq, a predicted model, not a curated record
CGCUGGUGAACAAAGGCGGACUACUUUAGGCGUGCUUGCCGAUGGAGGGAUGUCUGUCUGUCGGCCGGGACUCUUUGCGGCAGUGCUAAGAGGUGCAGGCUUCUUUGCCAGCAGCUGUCUAUUGUUCCCCACUGCACCUGCGGGCUGGCGGGUAUCAAUGUCCACCCAACCGCACCUUUCCGGAUGGCCCCUGUCUUUGCUCGGGGCUGCAGACAGCUUUCCAACAGCGAUGGGGGUUAGAGCGUGGCGUCUGGAACGAUCCGGGGCAGAGCAAGAGGGGAGUUCAGCUUCACGCCCGGUUGGCCGGCGAGGCAAGGCCUAGUACACAGCCGCCCACCCUGCCAGAGGUUGCAGUGGGCAUUCGUUGUUACGAAGGGUACAGGACAGCGGGCUGAACCGGGCUCCUCUGCAGUAACAGGCAGUGGAAUGCUGCCAUUUUAGACCAGCUGAACUCAGUUUCUGACCUGAGCGGUAGCCGUAAUGGUUAAACAAAACAGGAUUUUCACUGUCAUGAAAUAUCGUGGGUUUGUUAAUUGCUUUCUUAGAUCGUAGCAUUGAACAUUCUCUGUGGUAAAGGGUUGGACUUGAUGAUCUGUGAGGUCUCUUCCAACCCUGCUGAUACUGUGAUACUGUGAACUAGACUCCACGGUCCCUACGAUUAAAUGCAGCGAUUGUAUAAUCGUGAUGGGUUAUAAUACCCUGACCCCGUGAGGGCAGUUACUUGGUGCUGCUCAGGCCUCUCCGUCAGGGUGAAAUGCAAAUACGGGAUUGGAUCUCACCAAGUGGUGUAAUAGACACUAGAGGAACAGCUGAAUUUGGUCGACUGGAGAGUAAAUUUACAAUUCCUUGCUCUGCCUUGCUCACACAGCCUGAGUUCUCAAAUGGCUUCUUCCCUCCCUGGAUAAGCCACUCAAGGUAAAGGACCAGUUUGUCAUUCGAGAAAGUGGCACAGGGAAGGAAGCCUGGGCAGAAAACCAGAGUACAGUUUAGUCUGGCCAACUCUCUAGUUACAUCAGAACAAAGCAGGCUUUGUUACUGAAAUCUCUUGGUCACAGUUGUUUUAAAUACAAAUUUUAGGGGCUAGUUCUGCCCUGAAUAUACUAAUUAGAUGUUGUUUGGUAAUUGUGACGUUCAGCUGUUUAAAACAGGUUUCCACACUGCAAAGGCUCCUGGCUGCUCUUGGUAGAUUUUCACGUACUGGAAACAGCCAUCAGAGUUACUCUGGCAGCAAUUAUCUUAACCAGAAAGUGGUCACAGACUGUUCUUGAAUCUCAAAGCACAAGCCUCUUUAAAGUCUGCAGAGUUUUAUUACUUUGUGAUCUCCCAACAUUUGGUUUCCAGAGUCGUCUUUCUAAAGAGUAAGCCCUGGCAAAAAAAGGUACAUUUCCCAUAUAUGCCAUAUAUGCGGAUGAAGUAUCUCUUCAUCUCUUGGUUAGUAGUAUUUGUUGGCAGCUGGAUUAUCUAUGUUCAGUACUCCACGUACACAGAACUAUGCAGAGGACAUGACUGUAGGAAAAUAAUAUGCGAUAAAUACAAGACUGGAGUCAUUGAUGGGUCAGCAUGUAGCAGUCUUUGUGCUAAGGAAACACUGUACUUUGGAAAAUGUUUGUCAACAAAACCCAAUAACCAGAUAUAUUUAGGAAUCUGGGGAAAUCUGCAAGGUGUUAUAAAAUGCCAGAUGGAAGAAGCUGCUCAACUUGAUUUUGGUACUGACCCAGAACCAAGGAAGGAAAUAAUCCUAUUUGAUAAACCAACAAGAGGAACCACUGUUGAGAAAUUCAAAGAAAUGGUAUAUGGUCUUUUUAAAGCAAAAUUGGGUGAACAAGGAAAUCUUUCAGAACUGGUUAAUCUCAUCCUGUCUUUUGCUGAUGGAAACAAAGACGGUAGAGUUUCUUUGCCAGAGGCAAAAUCUGCGUGGGCACUUCUGCAGCUGGAUGAGUUUCUGUUAAUGGUGAUCUUGCAGGAUAAAGAACAUACACCCAAAUUGAUAGGAUUUUGUGGGGAUCUCUAUGUGACUGAAAGAGUUGAAUAUACCUCUCUCUAUGGAAUCAGCCUUCCAUGGAUUAUAGAACUUUUCAUUCCCUCUGGCUUUAGAAGAAGCAUGGACCAAUGGUUUACUCCAUCAUGGCCAAGAAAGGCAAAAAUAGCUAUAGGGCUUUUAGAAUUUGUGGAAGAUAUUUUCCAUGGACCUUAUGGGAACUUUCUAAUGUGUGAUACAAGUGCCAAAAACUUGGGAUAUAAUGAUAAAUAUGAUUUGAAAAUGAUGGACAUGAGAAAAAUUGUUCCAGAAAUGAAUUUGAAGGAAAUUAUUAAAGAUCGUCAGUGUGAAUCAGAUCUGGACUGUAUUUAUGGUACAGAUUGUAGAACUCUGUGUGACCAAAGCAAAAUGAGAUGUACUACAGAAGUCAUUCAGCCAAACUUGGCAAAAGCCUGUCAGCUACUUAAGGACUAUCUGCUUCGUGGUGCUCCCUCUGAUAUCCAUGAAGAACUAGAAAAACAACUGUACUUGUGUAUUGCCCUUAAAGUCACAGCAAAUCAGAUGGAAAUGGAGCAUUCUUUAAUACUUAAUAACUUAAAAACAUUACUGUGGAAGAAAAUUUCUCACACAAAUGAUUCUUAGUUUCUCCACCAGCAGAAGACAUUGAUGCCUGCCACCAGAGGUGGCCUACAACAUUGUUUUUAUCAAAUCUGCAGCAUUUUUAAAGUAUGUUUCUUUACUUGUUUCAUGAAUGGCUCUAACACUUGCCCUUCAGUCAGUAGAUAAUGGUAGGGCUUCUCGAAGUGUACCAACGAAUGAUCAGGCAGAGGCCAGAUGCACUUCUGGUGCUCCAGUGCUGCGUUAAGGAAGCAAGAACCUUGCAUGCUUGACUUUCUGUGCAGUGUCAGAUCUUGAAUAGGAUGAAAGUAUUCACUGUGCCACCACAUCAACUGAUGGACCAUUUCGGAACUCUGUGAAAAUCAGUGCUCACGUGAAAUACUUGCAAAAGAUUAUUUUUACCUAAGGAGUUUUAUGAAGAACCACCACUCUUGCAAAUAAGGUGUCUGAGUCCAAGCUGCUGUUGUGAAUAAACAACUGUGAGAUUGCAGUUUACUAAUACCUUGGCACGGCAGAAUUUGCACAUUAAUAUUUUUUAAACUGUGGAAAAUCAAAAUUAUAUUCUAGAACUUAAAGGUUGUACUAUGAGACAAAUUACUGUUUACACCUUGUUACCUCAUGCUUGCAUCUUGAAUGUUUCAGUAGUUCAGCUCUUUAUAAUUAGGUCCUUAUACAGUGAACCAUGGUGGAAGCCAAGAAUUUUACAAUAUGUUAUUUCUUAAAAUACUGUGGGAAUGGUAACAUCCAUUUCAAAAAUUGUAGGUUAUUCUACUUUGGUUAAAACCUUUAACUCAAAUUAUGCUGAGGCAAAUACCAGGGGGAAAAAAAAGCCAUUGUAUGAAAACUGAGGUGAAUUAAAAAUACUCAUAGCAGAGAUGUCCUAACAGUUAAAUCUUGCUUAGUUUAGGACUCUGCUGUAUGACAUGUGCAAAAAGAUACUUCUGGAUAAAAUCUUGCCUCUUUACUGUCCCUCCAAAUUCAGCUACAAACUUGGUACUUACAUCUACCCUCUUAACUAUUCCGAGAAGUAAGACAGAGCUAGACUUGAACUGUAUGAGAAAAGCUGGAGUGCUCAGGAUCUUGGAAUAUUGCUUAAGGGGAAGCUGUGAAACAGUACCAGCUAGGAAUGAGGUGGAAUGUUAAGUGAGCUGUAGUGUGUUCCUUUUUUUUCUAGUAGCAUCUAUUCCACUGUUAAGUCUCAAAUCAUGAGUAAAUAACCACUAUCUGAUCCUGGCACUCCACAUACCAUGACCACUGUACCAGAUUUAAUCUGCAUCCCUCUUGUCACAGAUUUACAUCUGUGUUCACAAUCAUGCAGAAUGGGAUGUACAUCAAGCACCUUAAUACUGUGCUCAGUUUAUGCUGUUUAACUCAUAAAUGCUCUAGGUAUGAAGUAGUUCAGUCCUUAAUGACUUUAGCAGCAGUCAGUCAUCCAUACCCCUCUAAAUCCUAGCCCUUUCAUUCUUUUUCAGCAUAGCUAAGAAGCACCUUUAUUUAAAUUUGAAAGUUUAAUUGCUGUAGGUAUAUUGCAUUAAAUGAAUACCAUGAAGGGUUAGACUGAAGGCCAGGACCAACAACUUUCAUUAUUCCAUAUGUAAGAGUAUGCAGUCUGAAUUAAGAAUGUACUGUUUUGUAUACAUCCGCUUUUAACAGUUACUAUUCUAAUUACUGUAUGUAAUUUGAUAAUGUUCUCCAACCCCAAGCUAGCAGUAAUUGUAGCCAGCAGUACACUCAAGUGUGAUCAUGUUCUUGGUGGGAAAAAUCUGACUAAUUGCUACUAGGUUUUGGGUGGGGAAAAUUGAAUCCAAAUUUAUGUUUGGUAUUUUAAACAAGCAAAACCCAUCUUUAAUAGUGCAGUUUGAUAAACAAAGGUUCUGUACAAGUUGCUGUUGCCUCACGUUGGAACUUUCAUUGAAAAAUACACUGGUUUACAAUAAA